Messenger RNA from Erythranthe guttata (spotted monkey flower), 535 nucleotides. The record is from RefSeq and is a predicted model, not a curated record. NCBI's taxonomy places the organism in Eukaryota, Viridiplantae, Streptophyta, Magnoliopsida, Lamiales, Phrymaceae.
CACAACACACGGAACAUAAGGAAAAUGGGUGGUGGUGGCAUGAUGAAGAGGGAGCUGCCGGUGAAGGUGGUGAUAAUCAACACACAGUACGUGGAGACUGACGCAGUUAGCUUCAAAUCUGUCGUUCAAAGCCUCACCGGAAAAGACUCCACUGUGGCGGCGGCUGGCGCCGCCUCCCCAGAGAAGUCGAAGUUGAAAUCAAGAAGUAGUGGCGCUUCGGCGUUUAAUUAUAAUAGUAAUAGUAAUAGUAAUAGUAAUGCGAUCGAACGAGUUGUUGAACGAGGAGUGUCGUUCAAAGAUUUUGAUAGGAUGCUUAAGGAGUUGCCUUCGCUUGAUGAAUUGUAUACACUUUAUGCCGAAUAAUAAUUAGAUUUUCCACGUACUCAUGACUAUGUUUUAUUUUAUUUUUAUUUGACGUGUAUAUUCAUUUAUAUAUAUUGAUUCUUUCUUUUAUUGGCCUUUUCUUUUUCUUCGUCGUCCAAGAUUUUGUUUUACAACAUAUAAUAUGAUGAUGGUUCAAUUAAUGAAGAUUUUG